GCCGUGGACGCGCUGCAGGAGUUGGACAUCGGAGACUUCGGGGCACGACCGUGGCUCCGCAAAUCUAUCCUCACGGCCUUGCAGCGGGCGGCACCAACGUUGCGCUGCCUGCGUGCGCAGCGCAUUCCAGCGGCGAUCCUGAAGAUCGGGCUUUCCAGUCUCUUUGAGACGGGCACCUGCCUGGAGGGCGGCGCACGGCAGCUCGAGGACGUCGAGCUGGAUGCAGGUGGCCCUUGCGACUGCCUUGUGCCCAUUUUCGGAGCUGCGCCUUUGAUGCGCCUUCGCCUUGCCGGCGACCUCGGCGACGGCCCGGGGGCGAAGCUCGUCCAAGCGCUCAGAGGAAAGCCCUUGGCAGAACUUUCCCUUCCCAGCUGCAAGCUGGGUCCGAACACGGCAAGAUACCUCGCAGUGGUGCAGAAGAUGCAACCCUGGCCGCUAGAGGUGCUGAACUUGUCCUGCAACAGUCUGGGUGCGGAGGCGGCAGAGAUGAUUAAAGCUUUUGCCGCAGGGAAGCUCCGAUCCUUCAGGCUCCCGCGCUGCGCGCUGGAGGAGAACGCCAUGGCACCAUUGGGGAUCAUGGUGGUGCGCGCGGCAGUCUUGGAGUAUUGUGACGUGCGCCAGAACCCGAGGAUCCGAGAAGCCGAAGCGAAGCGCCAGUUCCUUCGCGCCGCAGAGCUUGCGUUGGGAGAUCCGGCCAACGACCACGGCUCACAGUGGCCACUGGAGGCUCUGAUCCCCGGACGACUGGACCUUCGCAUCACCCCUGGAGAGGUCGAUAACAACGAUGCGUCUCAGCCGCUGCCCAGGAGCAUCGGGCGCUUUCAGAUCUUGCAAGGUGACCACGGUGCCACGAAUGGUUGA
Symbiodinium sp. CCMP2456 is the source of this 861-nucleotide messenger RNA. Lineage: Eukaryota; Dinophyceae; Suessiales; Symbiodiniaceae. The record is from the annotation of a GenBank genome assembly.